AAAUAUUUAGGCGGGGAAAAAUGACCUCUGUGGCAAACGAUCCAAAUCUACAAAAACAUUUACAAGAAUUUGAUUUAAAAGUCAUCAACGUCUGAUGUUUGUGUGUAAAAGCGAAAACAUUUUAUUGGGCAGAGAGGCUGGCCAUGAUGUUGAGGAUUAACGCGGGUUAAAGGGUCGCUCGUCAUAAACAAUGAGUGAAGCGUCACGUGGUGACUCCAGAAAGUGAUUUAUUUCAUGGACACCGCCCGACUUCCUUAAAUACAGAUCGCCACAGCAACCCAUCCUUAUUUUGUGUAUCUCUCCUUCGUCAUGUCCCUGGACUUGCCAGCAAUCCAAGAACUACUACUACUAUGCCGCUGCGACACUACUGCGUAACCACGCUGCUGCUGCAGUUAUUUUCUGUCGCCACCUUCAUCAGUUUCUGGGUGAACCAAAAAUAUGCUGCCACAUUUUACGGCAGAAGUUAUGGAAGGCCAUCGGUUGAAGAAUUGCUGCCAACAACAUUGUCCAGUGAAGUCCAACUUUUCAGUGGUUCAAACUUCAGGCGAAAACGUCAUCCUCUUGCUGAGCUUUGUCUUCCAAUUGGAUUCAGAGCAGAGAUGUGUCCCAAACUAUUCAUGGGAGACAGAACAGUCGAUGAUCCUCUUAAACUAAUGCAACCUCCAUUGAAUCCGCGUUGCAAGUUACUAGAACUUAUCAAAGACUGCUCGCGACUGGAUGCGGCCCACGAAUAUUCAAACAAACCGAUUUCAGAAACCGAGAGAAAUUUUCCAUUGGCUUUCGGAAUAAAAAUGCAUCGCGAUCCCGAGCAAGCGGAGAGACUUCUCAGGACUAUAUACCGGUCGCAUAAUGCUUAUUGUAUAUACGUGGAUGGAAAAACAUCGAAAAUUGUUUUCCGAAUCAUGAAACAGAUCGGAAGGUGUUUUAAUAAUGUUUUUGUCAUUGAAAACCGUCUCAGUGUUGUGUACGCUAGUUAUGCUCAUAUGCAAAGUGAUCUCCAGUGUAUGAAAGUCCUCGCGCAAAAGUCUCCCGUCAAGUGGAAGUACUAUAUCAAUUUAACUGGACAGGAGUUUCCGCUAAAAACCAACCUGGAAAUGGUGGAAAUUCUGGCUUCCUUGAAUGGGGCAAAUGACAUUGAGUCGUAUAAUACGCCGCAAUUCUUAAAAUGGCGCUUUGAGAAAAAAUACCACACGAGUGGCAUAAACUUGGUAGAGACUUCGGAAAUAAAGGAACCGUUCCAAUACACCUUGGAAAUCAGUAAAGGAAGUGCUUAUGGUGCGUUUUCCAGGAGUUUUGUCGACUAUCUUUUAAAUGAUCGCAUCGCUAAUGAAUUUAUCCGUUGGUUGAACAAUACUUAUUCCCCGGAGGAAAACGUCUGGGCGACCUUGAAUACCCUUCCGUGGGCUCCUGGUGGUUAUGAAACGGAAAUAAGACAUAAAUAUGGAACGUUUUUAUCCCGCUCCAUCAAUUGGGAGGACGAUAAACCGAAAUGUCACGGAAAGUAUGUCAGAAGCGUGUGUGUGUUUGGGAUAGGGGACCUGCCCUGGCUCGGAAGCAGGCCUCAGUUAAUAGCUAACAAGUUCGAUUAUCAUUUCGAUCAUCUUGUACUAGACUGUCUAGAAGAUCAGCUCAGAAACAGAACCUAUGAUCCGUCCGUACACAGAUUAGACUGGUAUUAUUACGGAACCUUGCCGCAGUCCAAAAUCUUUACCAAAUUCGAUGAAAAACAUAGUGCUGAAUAUUUACAGAAAAAGAAAGAGGAAUGGCUGAAAAAGCAAUCUUUAUCGAAUGAACCUGUCAAAUUAAAGAGGAAAAAAGAAAACCAUCCGAAAUAUAUACUCCCUGGAAGCUCAAUUCAAAUGUAUACAGUGCCGGGAAAAUGACCAACUUGUUUUUUUUUUAUUGUAUAUAAAUAAAUGUUGGUAUGUUUCA
Magallana angulata is the source of this 1932-nucleotide messenger RNA. Its product is annotated as beta-1,3-galactosyl-O-glycosyl-glycoprotein beta-1,6-N-acetylglucosaminyltransferase 3-like. Gene Ontology annotation, molecular function: acetylglucosaminyltransferase activity. The record is from RefSeq and is a predicted model, not a curated record. The coding region runs from base 351 to 1883 and encodes 510 amino acids. Gene Ontology annotation, cellular component: membrane. Lineage: Eukaryota; Metazoa; Mollusca; Bivalvia; Ostreida; Ostreidae. The transcript is spliced from 2 exons.